Molecule: messenger RNA, 3634 nt
Organism: Coniophora puteana RWD-64-598 SS2
Lineage: Eukaryota; Fungi; Basidiomycota; Agaricomycetes; Boletales; Coniophoraceae
Product: Pkinase-domain-containing protein
Exons: 6
Coding region: 520-3024 (834 amino acids)
Biological process (GO): intracellular signal transduction; protein phosphorylation; regulation of MAPK cascade
Cellular component (GO): cytoplasm
Molecular function (GO): ATP binding; protein serine/threonine kinase activity
Source: RefSeq, a predicted model, not a curated record
GUCGUUGUCAGCCCAUAGCUCUUCCCUUGGACUGUCUCCAAUCCGUAGGGGUACACCGUGCCAGGGCCCAUCCAGGGGAUACGCCUUGGAUACGACGUCUGGUUGGUGAACAUUAAUGCGUGGUAAAUCAAGCAAAGGGACCCGUGCACGGAUUCAUAAUCGUGCCGGUUGGAGGUUGCCUGGCAGUUGCCAGUUGUUACUUUGGCGCCUCAAUCUGAUCUCCAGGCAAGCCGUCUUACCCCUUCCUCCACGAUAAUUCUUCGCAACAGCGGCAGUUGCACACUGUUCAACAGACCCGAAGCGUGUGGAGAAAACAGGAAGAGGUCACGAGGAAUUUUCUUUUUGCAGCGUAAUUAGCGAGGGCAGAGGGCGGUUGAGAACCAACAUCAUUGACGGAGUGUUUCGAAUUGGGCCUGAGAGACAGAUUGGUCCGGAAUAAUUUGCAGGAAGCCAGAGUCGCUGAUUUCCGUGGAAGAGUUUGUAGUCAACUAGUCAGCAGGAGUCGGUGCAGUCCAGUCGAUGUCGACACAGGGAACGAUCAACCAACGCGCUGCCCAGCACCACAAUCACCACCACUCGUCCUCCCAGGCGACCAACAAGAGGCAUUCAAAGAUCACGAUCGAGUAUCAUCGCCCUUCGCGCGAGUCUAUCCAGGAGUACAGCGACCUUCUCAAGGGGGCUAACUUGACCGCGUCCGGACAGCAGUAUACCUCCUACUCUGAUCCUUACAGUAGAGACGUAUACACACCCGCUCGCCAGGCCCCACCUCCCCCUCAAGGACACGCAUCUGGCUUCAGACACAAGCAGCAGUCCGUCGACGUCACUUCACCAUCCACCGCUUCACCAUCACCAUCCAGAAUCCGUCAAUCUUACCAGAAACCACCUCAGUCUCGUCAGCGCAGAGACUCCCUUCCUUCCGUCGCAUCUCAACAGAACCCGCACCCCGGCGCACAACAGCCUCAAUUACAUAUUUCAACACAGGUCCAACAGUCACAAGCGCAACCGUCUCCGUUCGCCACCCAAAGCAAACCUUCCGGCAUGACUUCUCCACCUCCUCGUCCAUCCCGCGCGAACACCGCGACCCUGAACGAUAUCUUCCCUACCCAGUCUCAGUUAGCGAGUCGCCGGCUUUCUGUACCUUCCAUGACUCCGCCUCCCGACCACUUCACCGCAGACCCAUCGGAGAUGAUGCCUCCGCUGCCUCUUAUGGAGACCCCACCUGCUGGUGCUGCUGGAACUCGCUCCCGCUCGGGGACUGCCGCAACAAAGAGCAAGAAAGGAAUGCUCGGCUUCAUGUCUGAUUUCCUCAACACAUCCAAGCGUCCCGAAAUCAGCACACCGUACGACCCCGUCCACCUCACCCACGUCGGCUUCAACUCGUCGACGGGUGAGUUCACUGGCCUACCCAAGGAAUGGCAGCAGCUUCUCCAGGAAAGCGGUAUCUCGCGCUCCGAGCAGGAGAGGAAUCCACAGGCGGUCAUGGAUAUCGUCAAGUUUUACCAGGAGGGCCACGGCGAUGUCUGGGAUAAAAUGGGCCAUGCAGAUACCUCGCAUAUGCUCCCCAAGACGCCCGUCGAUGAUGGUCUCUCAAACCCGCGCCCGGCUCCACCACCGCCGAAGAAGCCCCAACGCACGCCGACUCAAUCUCAGUCAAUCCUCCCCACACCACCCGCAUCGUACCGGCCCGCGCCCGCGCCUCCCUCGCCUGCUCAGCCCUCGCUCGAUCGCUCAACGUCGCAGCGGGCGCCUCAGCGACAACCCAAGACCCCUGAACUUGGCCGUUCCAACACGACCACGACCAAGCCACGUCGCUCGCCAAACUUGGAGGCUUCAGGUGACGGGGCUGGCCAUCAACUUGAUGCACCUCGCCCGCCCCAGAAGCAGCCCUCGCCCGGUUCUUCGCAGACCGAUCUCGCCAUCAAACAGCAACAGUACCAGAAGCAGCAGCAACAGCAACAGCAACAGCAACAGCAGCAACAGCAGCAGCAGCUCGCAGCUCAGCAGGCCCAGCGUGAUCAGCAAGCCCGUGCUGCGCCCCAGGGACCGCCGAGUCCUGCCGUGCAAAGUCUCGCCAAGACGGCGGGCGUCGCGACGCCAAGGCGGAGGGAGAAGAAAGAGAAGGACAAAGACAAGGAAGACGACAUCAUCCGCCGACUGCAGGCAAUCUGCUCGGAUGCAGACCCAACGAAGCUUUACCGCAGCCUUGUCAAGAUCGGACAAGGAGCGUCCGGAGGCGUGUACACCGCAUACCAGGUCGGCACCAACAUGUCAGUUGCGAUCAAGCAGAUGGACCUCGACAAGCAGCCCAAGAAGGACCUCAUCAUUAACGAGAUCCUCGUCAUGCGCGCUUCGCGGCACCCGAACAUUGUCAACUACAUCGACUCCUUCCUCCACAAGAACGACCUCUGGGUCGUUAUGGAGUACAUGGAAGGCGGUUCCCUCACCGACGUCGUUACCGCCAACCUCAUGACCGAAGGUCAAAUUGCUGCUGUCUCGCGCGAAACUGCUCAGGGUCUCGAGCACCUCCACCGGCACGGUGUCAUUCACCGUGACAUCAAGAGUGAUAACGUGCUGCUGAGCUUGAAUGGAGAUAUUAAGCUGACGGAUUUCGGUUUCUGUGCACAAAUCUCUGAUCCUGCAAGCGCAAAGAGGACGACUAUGGUUGGCACGCCUUACUGGAUGGCACCGGAAGUGGUAACCCGCAAGGAGUACGGCCCCAAGGUCGACAUAUGGAGUCUUGGUAUCAUGGCAAUUGAGAUGAUUGAGGGCGAGCCUCCAUACCUGAACCAGAACCCGCUGAAGGCACUUUACCUGAUUGCGACGAACGGCACGCCGACGAUUGCGAAUCCCGAGGCGCUUUCGCCUGUAUUCAGCGAUUAUCUCAAGCGCACGCUCGAGGUCGACGCUGAGAAACGUCCUACGGCAUCGCAGCUGCUCGAGCACCCCUUCUUCAAGCUUUGUGAACCCCUCCGCACGCUCUCACCGCUCAUCAAGGCAGCCCGGGAAAUUGCGAAGAACAAGUAGAGCGUUCGAGUCCCGUCCUAUUCGUUGUCCCUAGCCCUGGUCUACUUUCUCGCCCCGUUUCAGUGUCUAUCCCCACUACGCGCCCCAUCUAGUCUGUCUCGCCCGUACCAUCUAAUGCCGUUUCCAUUCAUGCACAAUCUGAUCUCUGCUCGCACCGCUCUAUACGCUGUAUACCAAACACCCCGUCCUGCUGCAAGCUCAAGCACUUGCGCGUUUCGCAGGAUGAUGGAGUUUCCCUACUUUCAGAUUCGGCUUCGGACGGUCCUCGACAAACAAAGUGAUAUCGUUGUUCCGGAUCUUGGAGACGUCUCGUAUACCUUUUUAUGUGUAAUACCUUUCAUCAAAGUGGUCGCGUUCGCUCCAAUGAUAUGAUACAACAUAGAGAAAACCAGGGGAAUCAAAAAAUACUCAGUCGAGGGCAAACGGCGGUCUUGUAUGCGCAAGGAGAGCAAAGAGUCUGAUGAACGGCAAAGGCAAUGCUGAAUCGUGGACUAAUUCUCUAUUUUCAGCUCGUGUUCUAUCGCUUCCUUGUACACCACAUCUCAAAUCUACCUUAGCCAUGCUAUUUCCUGUGCUUGCUCUCAUCUCACUCCCAUCCUCUCGUCCCCAC